Molecule: messenger RNA, 3231 nt
Organism: Nannospalax galili (Upper Galilee mountains blind mole rat)
Lineage: Eukaryota; Metazoa; Chordata; Mammalia; Rodentia; Spalacidae
Gene: Znf572
Product: zinc finger protein 572
Exons: 3
Coding region: 134-1717 (527 amino acids)
Biological process (GO): regulation of transcription by RNA polymerase II; central nervous system development
Cellular component (GO): nucleus
Molecular function (GO): RNA polymerase II cis-regulatory region sequence-specific DNA binding; DNA-binding transcription factor activity, RNA polymerase II-specific
Source: RefSeq, a predicted model, not a curated record
GUUGGAGGCUGGUGGGGUCUGAAGGGGCGGGCUACCUUCCUCCAGGACCUCUGGAGCGACUCGGGGUGCCCGGCGCCCACUGUGCAAGCCCUGAAACAGACUUUCCAUCCUUAGCCUGGGUGUGGUCAUUGUGAUGGAGCAAGGAAAAGAGCUGUUGUUCUCAGAUUCAAAUUUCCCAAAGUGGGAGAGUUUGAAAAGCAUCUUUACAGGAGAUGAAAAUAAGAAUAAUUUAGAAACUCUUCUAAACAAUAAAAUUAAGGCAGAUCAGCUAAAGGAGAAGGUGCCAAAAUGGUCUAAAAGACAUGGUCCACAAAAUUCUAAGUAUGAAGAUACAGAAGAAAUGCCAGCAUGGUCUUAUGGAGAUAAGGUUUGGUGUCAUGAUUCUUAUGAGAAUGAUGGUAAAUCAGAGAUUUGGGAACAUUCUAUAGAGAAAGAGGAGGAAAAACCCCAUCAUGGAGAAUGGGAUCCAAGAGAAGAUGUCAACACAUCUGUCCAGGGGAAUUCCUCCUUUGGAGGGAAAUCCUACAAAUGUUCUCAAUGUUGGAAAAGCUUCAGCAAUAAUUCUCACUUGUAUACACACCAGAAGAGCCACUCAAGACAAAAGCCUUAUAUAUGUUCUGAAUGUGGGAAAUGCUUUUGUAACAGUUCUCACCUGAUUCAGCAUCUGCGAAUACACACAGGGGAGAAGCCCUACCAGUGUGGUGAGUGUGGGAAAAAUUUCAGUAAUACUUCCCAUCUUAUUAUCCAUGAGAGAACUCACACAGGAGAGAAGCCCUAUCAAUGUCCUGACUGUGGAAAGAGUUUCAGUAGCAGCUCACACCUUAUUCAGCAUCACAGAUCACAUACUGGUGAAAAGCCUUACGAAUGUCCUGUUUGUGGAAAAGGCUUCAGUCACAGCUAUGUUCUAAUAGAACACCAGAGGACUCACACUGGAGAAAAACCCUACAGGUGCCCUGAUUGUGGAAAGAGCUUCAGUCAGAGUUCCAGUCUCAUUCGCCACCAGCGGACACACACAGGUGAAAAGCCUUACAAAUGUCUUGAAUGUGGAAAAAGCUUCAGUUGUAAUUCUACUCUAAUAAAGCAUCAGAGAAUACAUACAGGAGAAAAGCCCUAUCUGUGUCCAGAGUGUGGAAAGACCUUCAGUCGAAGUUCAAACCUUAUAACACACCGGAAAAUGCACAUAGAAGGGAAAUCCUAUGGAAAUACUGAAAAAGAAGAAAGAGUGCAUCAGAGUUACAGUGUGAUAGAAGAAUGCAGAGUCCAAACAGGAGAGAAGCCAUAUAAAUGCUGUGAAUGUGGGAAAUGCUUUGGCCUUAGCUCCCAUCUCAUUAGACAUCAGAGAACACAUACUGGAGAAAAGCCUUAUAGGUGUUCUGAGUGCUGGAAAACUUUCAGUCAGAGCUCUACCCUAGUGAUUCACCAAAGGACACACACGGGAGAGAAACCUUAUAAAUGUCCUGACUGUGGUGAACGCUUCAGUCAGAGUUUCAACCUGAUCAGGCACCAGAGGACCCACAUAGGAGAGAAACCUUACAAAUGUGCUGACUGUGAGAAAUGCUUCAGCAGAAGUGCCUACCUCAGUCAGCAUCGCAAAAUUCACACAGAAAAGUCUUUGGAACCUUCUGAAGUGAGGGAUUUUCUUCAUGAAUGGACCUGGGAAAGCUGUUCAGGGGAAAUGCGCCUCAUCCGUACAUUUUCAGUCUUAAAUUCUUCCUGACUCCCAGAAUCAGUGUUUUGUUGUUGUUUUUUGUUUUUGCUCAUUGGACCAUUAUAAUUAAGGUGUUCUAUGAUAUUGCACUCUGAAAUGUCUUUGUUGUAGUUGUCUAAAGAUCUGGAAAAAGUCAAUUUCUCCCAGUCUAGAGGAUGGGAAGACCAGAUCAUCAGGAUAUGAGAUCUGUCCAGUGAGAGAAGACUGAAAAACAGGAGAAAUUAUUAAUAUUAUUUAAGUUUAAGGUAAGAAAGGAAUAGCCUCACAGGAAAAUAUAAAGAGUAAUUCCAGGACUAAACAAAAAGACAUGAAAACUGGAAGUUAGGAUUACCACUGAAUAUUUUCUCUUGUCUUUAAUGAAUGGAGAUAGGUCAUUAUUGGCCUUGUGGAUUUACCCAGAGAAACAGAAUUUUUGAGCAAAUAAUGAUUUCCUGGAUAUUUGGCUGUGUCUUUAAAAAGAAAAGCUUCAUUGUUAAAAAUGUGUUUUAUUUGCUAAAAAAUUUGUAGCAUCUAGGACUAUGGGGCCCAUACCAUAGACUCAAACCAUGUGUGCUAAGUAAAUACCAGUUCAGAUGAAGUGAAAUUGAAAACCCAGUUCCUUAGUUGCACUAGCUACUUGCUAAGUCCUCAAUAGCCACACGUGACUAGUGGCUGUUGUAAAUAUCGUUAAAGUUCUCUCUCUCAAGAGCAUCGUUAUUGACAGACUCAGAUAAUUCCUUUAAUACUGUGAAUGUGGUCUGGUGUUUUUGUUUUUCCAAAGGAAUUACAAUAGUGUGGAAGUGGAAUAGAGUUUUAAAGCCUUGGGUCAAGAGUAGGGUGCUCUGGUGAUUAUUAUGUUCUAAUUUAUGUUCAGCCAAGUGUAUUACCUAAUAAUGGUCUCACUGUCUUGACCAAAAUCACACUAGGAGGUAGGAUCCCAAAUUCUAUUUUUGAAUGUUCCCUUUUCCCUGAGUUAUCUCGUUACAUAAUUCCUGAUCGGAUCAGGUACUAGGUUAUUUUUCUAACAAUUAACACACUAAUUUUGUGCUUUGCUUUUGGGCACUGGUUCCUUAGCUCCAGGACUGACAGUUCUUAUUUUGCCUUUUUUGUAUGCUCGGUUGUAUGGAUCUGAUAAAUGAGACCUCACCAUAUGUUCUGUAGAAAUGAUGCUUUUGGAAAGUAUUACAUAUAUCCUAUUUUCUUCCUCUGACUAGUGUUAAAGGAAGUUCAAGACUCUUUUGAGUUGCCUAGGAUUUCAGCUUACUGUUGGAUUCAAAAUAUAUUUUAUAAGGAAUAUGGAGAGAUACAUAUAGAAAUGUGGAACUAGAUAGGGCCAGUUGUGCCUGCUGUAAAGGGCUCUCUCUGGUGGGUAGCUGAGGUACAUGUGGUUUAUUUCUUGUUUCAUUAUGCUAUAUCUGAUACCACCCAAACAAUUGCACUUUUUAAUUUAUUAUUUAUUUUUGUGUAUGAGUGCAUUGCUACAUGGGUGUGUUGUGUAAUGCCUGCCGAGGUCAGAAAAGGGUCUUGGCUCCCCUGGAACUGGC